AUGACGAAGACUUGGCGAUCCACUGGCAUGGGCUCUCCACGAGAGGAGCAAAUGAAAAUGGAUGGAGUCGUAGGACUAACUCAAUGCGCAAUCGGCAAAUCCCAGAGCUUUACCUAUCGCUUCCAGAUUGAAGAUAGCCAGGCUGGCACCUUCUGCACGCCGACUCGUGAUGACUCACCCAGGUAUCAUGCACAUUCCGGAGUUCAGCGUGUCGAUGGCCUCUAUGGCGGCCUGGUGGUACACCGUCCUGCUGCGCAGAGCACAUCCGAGAUGUCGACCUAUCAGUACGAUCGGGAACUGCUACUUCUCGUCGGCGAUUGGUAUCAUCGGCAGGCGCACGAGGUCUUGGAUUACUACCUGGACUGGAAGAACUUUGGCAUUGAGCCCGCUCCGGACUCUCUUCUUAUCAAUGGAGAAGGCCAUUUCAACUGCUCGAUGGCUGUUCCGGCGCGACCGGUCCAAUGCGAACAGGUUUCGGUACCGCAGCUGAAAUUCAACGACGGGCGCUCUCGACUGAAGGUCGUCAAUACGGGAGCAUUGGCUGGAUUCACAUUAUCGAUGUCGGGGACUGAAAUGAAGCUGAUCCAAGUAGAUGGCGGGAAUACUGUGGCUGACACACCCCGUACUGAAUCCAUUGGCAUUCUCUAUCCAGGCGAGAGAAUGGACAUCAUCAUAGAGCGCGCUGGUAGCACUAGCACCCGAGAUAGAGAGUCGACGUUGACCGUCGCCCUAGAUCAAGAACAUUUGAAAUUCAAAAACUUUGCCCUCACUCCGAUUCAAUCGUUUCCCAUUUCGUGGUUACCAUCCACACAGAGUGCAUCACUAGCAAAUCGAACAGAAUCGAUACAUGUACAUGUUAUACCCUUCCUCAGUUUGGGAAACAUAACCGGCCCCGUCCUGAUGACGGCGGAUGAUAUCCCCCAGAAACAACCCACACAGACGUUUGUGUUGUACACCAAGAUCGAGAUCCUCGCCAAAUACAGAAAUAUCCCCAAGGGUUUCGUGAAUCGCACGUCCUGGGUGGUUGAAGACGCCAAGGCACCGCCACUCCUGGCGCUUGAUCGGAGUGAGUGGGAGAAACAACCGCAAAAGGAAAAGACGUAUGUGCCAUGGGCGACCCAGUCUGGGGAAGGGCAAUGGAUGGAUAUCGUUUUGAAUAACCUCGACGAUAGGGGGCAUCCAUUUCAUCUGCACGGCUACAACUUCUACGUCCUCUCCUCCCACCGCUCCCCCAGCGGUCGCUACGAGGCAUACAACCCCUUCAAUCCCACCGUGGCCGUCCCCGCCGGCGCGCCGCUGGACACGCUGCACCCGGUCCGAAAGGAUACUGUGUACGUGCCCCGGAUGGGCUACGUGGUGUUGCGCAUGCCCUUGAACAACGACGGGCUGUGGUUCCUGCACUGCCACACCAUCUGGCACCAAGCGGUUGGGAUGGGCAUCGCGUUGCAGGUUGGAGAGGCUGCUUCUGCUCCGUUGGCGGAGGCUAAGUCGAGAGCAAGCGCUCUUUGUAAUUCGGGUUAG
Messenger RNA from Rasamsonia emersonii CBS 393.64, 1521 nucleotides. Its product is annotated as Laccase-2. The transcript has 7 exons. Gene Ontology annotation, molecular function: copper ion binding; oxidoreductase activity. Bases 1 to 1521 code for a protein of 506 amino acids. The record is from RefSeq and is a predicted model, not a curated record. NCBI's taxonomy places the organism in Eukaryota, Fungi, Ascomycota, Eurotiomycetes, Eurotiales, Trichocomaceae.